Molecule: messenger RNA, 1407 nt
Organism: Adineta steineri
Lineage: Eukaryota; Metazoa; Rotifera; Eurotatoria; Adinetida; Adinetidae
Source: the annotation of a GenBank genome assembly
AUGCUUCGUAAUUUUGGUCGAAUUGCGACAAAUGUUUGUCGUCAACAUCGUAUUGCUUUUGAAGUUGUUCGAACUCUUGCAUCAACACCACUUAACAUGCCUUCUCUUUCCCCAACAAUGAGCGAAGGAACAAUCAUUAGAUGGCUUAAAAAAGAAGGCGAAGAAGUUAAUCCUGGUGAUGCUUUAUGUGAAAUUCAAACAGAUAAAGCAACUAUGACUCUCGAUACUGAAGACGAAGGAAUUCUUGCUAAAAUUCUAAUGCCUGAUAAUUCAACUGAUGUUAAAGUUGGAAAAUUAAUUGCACUUCUCGUUGAAAAAGGUGAUGAUUGGAAAAAUGUUGAAGUACCAAAGACUGAAGAAAAAAGUUCAAGUUCAAAAAGUACAGAAACUAAAAAAGUCGAAACAAAAGAUAAACAAGAAAAACAAGAAAAACCUAAAAGUGAUAAACAACAAGCUGAACAAUCUCAUCAUGCUAUUGGUCCAGCUGCACGUACUCUGUUAGACCAAUAUGGUAUUGAAUCUUCAAAAAUAAAAGGCACUGGACCACAUGGUGUUGUUAUGAAAAGUGACGUACAAAAAUAUAUUGACAGUAACCAACUUAAAGUUAAAUCACAUAGUGAGGAAAAGAAAUCUACUACUAAACAGACAACAUCGGACACACCAAAAAAACAACAAAUUUCAGAAUCAGGAGGACGUCGAUAUCAUGAUAUAGAAAUCUCAUCUAUUCGUCGAGCUAUUGCUAAACGUUUAACAUAUUCAAAAACAAAUAUACCUCAUCAAUAUAUAAGUAUAACAUCUAAUGUUGAUCAAAUACUUAAAUUACGUAAGCAAAUGGUUAGUGAUCCAAAAGCAACAGUUAAAGUAUCGGUGAAUGAUUUUAUUAUUAAAGCAGUCGCAUCAGCACUUCGACAAGUACCACAAAUGAACGGUAUUUAUGAUGAUAAACAAGGUCUUAAACUUCAAUCAUCAGUGGAUGUAAGUGUUGCAGUUGCAACUGAUAAUGGUCUUAUAACACCAAUUGUAUUUAAUGCUGAUCGUUUAUCGGUACAAGAUGUUAAUGGACAAGUUCGUCAAUUAGCAACAAAAGCUAAAGAUGGAAAAUUAAAACCGAAUGAAUUUCAAGGUGGUUCAUUUACAAUAUCGAAUUUAGGUAUGUUUGGUAUACGAUCAUUUUCGGCUGUUAUUAAUCCACCACAAAUUGGUAUAUUGGCUAUUGGUCAAAAUCUUCUUAAACAUACUGGUGAUGAUUUAAAAGCUGAAAAUCAAUUAACUGUUACAUUAUCUUAUGAUGCUCGUGCAUGUGAUCCUCAAUCAAGUGCAUUAUUUCUUCAAGCAUUUCGAUCAUAUAUGGAGAAUCCUAAUAUGCUUCUAUCGAACAACAAAUCAGAAUCAAUUCUUAACUUUUAA